AUGGGAACAUCGCAACCAAUUCUUGACAUUGGCUCUGCCUCCUCUUCGCCAAAGAGAACGACGGCCCACCUUCUCCCUUGCAAAAUCCAUCAUACCGGGCCAGUCGGACCAAUACAGUCCUUCUGGGACCCACAAACAUCAACAUCAACAGGCAUCAAAGAAGCCUACUUCCGCGGCCGCAAGCUAAGAGGCAAGCCCGUCGCAUUGCCAGAAGGAUACAAAGGUGUUGUUGCCAUCUCAUCAUUACCAGAUCAGAACGGAGAGGCAGAUGUGAUAGAUCUCGAGAAAGAUAGCCAUGGGAAACUGGAGGUGCAAGCUGAGUUUGACGAGGUAGUGGUCUGGGGUCAUGAAAGCUUAGCUGACGCAGCGGCGGAUGGGUAUGUAAGGAGUCUGGAGGAGUGGGUGGGUGUCGCCGCGGCAAUUCAUUCUCUUGAUAAUGGGGAUACAUAA
Messenger RNA from Podospora bellae-mahoneyi, 450 nucleotides. RefSeq lists its product as uncharacterized. Gene Ontology annotation, cellular component: ribonuclease H2 complex. The record is from RefSeq and is a predicted model, not a curated record. Bases 1 to 450 code for a protein of 149 amino acids. The transcript is spliced from 3 exons. NCBI's taxonomy places the organism in Eukaryota, Fungi, Ascomycota, Sordariomycetes, Sordariales, Podosporaceae. Gene Ontology annotation, biological process: RNA catabolic process.